This is a messenger RNA of Cooperia oncophora, 1938 nucleotides long. The record is from the annotation of a GenBank genome assembly. NCBI's taxonomy places the organism in Eukaryota, Metazoa, Nematoda, Chromadorea, Rhabditida, Trichostrongylidae.
AUGAUUCUCGUCGGAUUCGCAGCUUUCGUUAUGGAAAACGUCCCAUCGGUAACGAUGUGCCUCGACCAGUGCACAAACCCACCACCUGAGACUGGAGACAAUUUCCAAUGCAAGUCUGUCAUGUACUAUUACAACGAGCAGGAGUGUAUUCUGAAUGCUGAGACACGCCACACGAAGCCUGAUCUCUUCAUCCCUGAAGGCGAUGAAUUCCAGGUCGACUACUUCGACAUCACUUGCCAUUUGAAGGGCGAAAAAUGCCCAGCUGGAACUCAUCUCAAGGCUAUUCGGACCGUCAACGCUGCUCUACCGGAAGGCGAAGGAGAUUUGCACGUUCUGAAGGCUGCCGCUAAAGGCGUCAAGGAAUGCAUGAAGAAAUGCUUUGGAACCACCCCUGAUAAGUGCCGUUCCUUCAACUAUGACAAGCAGAGCGGUACGUGCAACCUCCUGUACCUAGACGGUAUGGCCAACCUUCGACCUCAAGUCCGUCAGGGAACGGAUCUCUACGACUUGCGCUGUUUGGCAGAUAUGCCUCUAGUGGAAGGAGACUGCUCCAUCAACAAGGACGAAGCGCUGUUCUCACGAUACCUCCACACCAAGCAACGCGGUAUCGCCAGCAAGACGUACAAGGUCGUCUCGCUCAACUCCUGCCUCGAAGUCUGCGCUGGAAAUCCCACCAAUGAUUUUGGCGUUACAAAUGAGCCUAGCCGGCGGGGUUGCGCUGGAGCGAACUACAACCGCCGUGUCGGUCAAUGCGACAUCUUCGACGCCAUCGAUGGGGAAGCUGACGUCAAUGAACAUGUCGACUUCUACAAGAACCUCUGCGUUAUCAAGGAAACCGACAGUGGAGUGUCAGCAGCUGCCAAUGUGCCAGCACAGACUCAUCGUAUGUCCGGUACGGUCACUAACAAGAAGAAGGACUCACGUGGAGAACUGCUUGCAACGAAGAAGGUGAAACCAUCAAUUCGUGAACACGAACAACAUCGACGCAAGCCUGAAGCCACUUCACCUAUUGGACCUCCAGUAUCUAUCCCGGCUGGUGCAAUUCACACCAUUUGCAACUAUGAAGGCAUAAAGGUCCAAGUGAACAACGGAGCAUCAUUCAGUGGUGUGAUCUUCGUGAAAAACAAGUAUGACACUUGCCGAGUAGAGGUAGCAAAUUCCAACUCUGCUACACUCGUCUUGGGACUGCCAAAGGACUUCGGUAUGCGACCGAUUACAUUAGAAGGACUUGAGGAGACCACUUCACAUCCUGAAGGAAAGCGUCGCGAGAAAGCCGAACGAGUGAAGGAUGAACGAGAGGACUUCCGGCAUAAACGUCAAGCCCCCGAAAGUCGCGAUUGUGGUCUUAUUGAUAUGCUGAACGGCACCUACAAGACGACUGUGGUCAUCCAGACCAAUAACCUUGGCAUUCCCGGAUUGGUAACCUCCAUGGAUCAGCUCUACGAAGUCUCCGGUCCUGAACCAAAUCUGAUCCAACCGAGAGGAAAGAUCGAGCUGGGCAAUCCAGUAUUCAUGCAGCUGGCUAAACUUGGUGACAUCUUGGAGUUACGAUGGGAGAUCAUGGCCAUGGAUGAUGAGCUUGAUUUCUUCGUCAAGGACUGUUUUGCCGAGCCCGGUGUAGGAGCACGAGCCGAAGAGAAACUCCAGCUCAUCCAAGGAGGAUGUCCAACGCCGGCUGUCGCUCAGAAACUCAUUCCCGGUCCAAUUGAAGUGCAGUCGUCCUCGGUGAAGGUCGCACGAAUGCAGGCAUUCCGCUUUGACUCGUCCAGUUCCAUCCGAGUCACCUGCGAACUCGACAUCUGCAAAGGAGACUGCACACCGAUGUCGAGUUCGCAGGUGACUCGGAUGGAACUGGACGAGUCAAAGCGGAAUGCCUGCAUUCGUGCGACCUUCACCGAGGACGACUGCACUUCAAUUGGACCGGGAAUGAGUUUCUGA